CUCUCUCUCUGCGGUCAGACUCGAAUGCACUGAGGCAACGCACUGUAAACAUUCCCGCGGCCUCAGUGUCUCUUCGGAAGCCACAAGAGAAGGACGUACUGCGCCGCGCCACCUACACCUUCACUCGCGUCAUUGUUUACACUGGGAUUUCAAUAGUUUUCGUUCAGUGUUUGGGUUAUUUGAGGUUUUAUUUAUUAUUUUUUUUAUUGUGUCUUCCUGAUGUCGCCGCGUCCUUGGCUGGGAUGAUGAAGGACACAGUGAAUGGCGUCACCAUGAAGAGAAAUAUCCAUUAGUCUCUCUCUCUCUCUCUCUCUCUCUCUCUCUCUCUCUCUCUCUAGGAUGGAGGCUCUUUCCUCCAACCCUCACCUCUCCACAGGCUUCUCCCCUCCGGGCCCUCCCACAGAUGAUGACGCCCCCCACCUCCCGCCCACGAACACCACCCCCCCUGCCUCCCUUGGCUACCUUAGAGAGGCCCCCUGGGUGCUCCCCCUCCUCGCCGCCUCCGCCACCAACGCCGCUGCCAUUAUCGCCUACGAGGUGUACGUGAUUGUGCGCGCCAUUCACGGGACGCCUUCCAGAAGACACUUGUUCCUGGGCCAGUCACUCAUGAUGGGCCUGCUCCUCGCUUCCCUCGCUGGGGUCCCUGUGGCUCUCUCCCCCACGCCCCUCACCUGCGCUGCCACCAGGCUCCUGACGGGUGUGUCCGGGGCUGUGGUGUUCGGCGCGAUGCUAGUGAAGUGUGUGUUUCUCAUCUCCAUCAACUCCGGCGUGUACUUGCCAGCCCACUACCAGGCCCUGCUGCUCUUCUUCAUCGUGCUGGUACAGAUCACCAUCAACCUACAGUGGCAGUGGUCUCAGCCAGCGGGGGUGGUGGUGGUGCGGGAGGCGAGUAGCGCGGCGGGAGGGGCUGGUCUGCUUCAUCUUUCCUGCGUCGCCUCCUACAGACAGCUCCUCCUUUCCCUCAUCUACGUGAUUCUGCUGUUGGUGGUCGUGGCGGCUAUGGCUGUCAAGUGCCGCAGCAUACGAGAGAACUACAGAGAGGCGGCGUACAUCGGAGCUGCCUUGUGUCUGGUCCUCCCGCUGUGGCUGGCUUGGUCUCUGGCUGGCCUUGUGCUUCCCGCGUCCCUCCAGCCAGCAUGCCUCGGGUUUGGAGUGGUGGCAACCGCGACUAUAGUGUUUGUGGUGAUGUUUGUUCCUAAAGGACGCCAGCUGGCCGCCAUGGGGAAGGAGGGAGUGUACGAGGAGGAUCAAGAGGACCACCUAUCCACUAUAUCAGGAGGGGCCCGGUAUUCCCCUUCCUUCUUCCACUUCAAGCCAGUGAAGACCCCCAAGGACUUCCUGCGCCCGCCUACUUCUGUGUACAAGACCAGACUGCAUGCACCCACUAUUUCAGAAUGCCUCCUCCUGCACUCCCUCCUGCCCAGCCCUCUCCUCUCUCUGCUCUCCCUACCACCCCACACCUCCCCCACCUCCACCACAACCACCACCACCGCCUUCCUCCUCCACCUGUUUAUAUGUAUUGGGCACCACCACCACCACCACCACCACUUCCACCACCACCACUACUACCACUACCACCCCCUCACCACUACUACUACCAACACCAGUGGUAUCCAGGGAUGGACCGUGGGUGUGCGGGCGUGGCGGACGAGGGCGUGUACUCCACCAUCGACACUCCCGCGCAACACUCACAGCAAUACACGCCCGCCUCCACCAACCCUAACUUCUAUCUCUUCCGCUCCCACGCACACACUGGCAUGAUGUACUAGUGCUGGUGGUGGUGGUGGUGGUGGUAGGUGGGUUGUAGUAGUAGUAGUAGUAGUAGUAAUAGUAGUAGUAGUAGUAGUAGUAGUAGUAGUAAGAGAAGGAGGAAGAUAGGAGGAGAAUUAGGAGGAGGAGGGUGUUGGUGGUAGUAGUUGUAGUAGUUGUUGUUGUAGAGUAGUAGUAGUAGUAGUAGUAGUAGUAGUAGUAGUAGUAGUAGUAGUAGUAGAAGGAGAAGAAGUAGUAAUAGUAGUAGUAGAAGUUGUAUUAGUAGUGAAAGGAAGCGGAAAUGAAGCAAGAAAUAUCGGGAAAAAAAACUGAAUGAGGAAGAAGAGGAAGAAGACGAAGAAGAAGAAGAAGAAGAAGAAGAAGAAGAAGAAGAAGAAGAAGAAGAAGAAGAAGAAGAAACAAUAUAAAAAAGAAACUUAUUAAUUCAGAGCAAGAGAGGCACAACAAACUAACAAUUCGGACUAUGGACACACACACACACACACACACACACACACACACACACACACACACACACACAUCACCACCACCACUACCGUCUCUGUGUCAAUACUGGAGUGGUGGUGUGGUGGAGUGACGCAAUGUGGAGUGGUGUUAGAGACUGUGUGUGUGUGUGUGUGUGUGUGUGUGUGUGUGUGUGUGUUUAACCCUUUAAUGAGCUUAUUCAGAAACGCCUUUUUUAAGUCCCUUUUAGACAACUAGCUGGGUUUUGAAGACAGUUUCUCCUUAUGAUCAAUUAAAGAUCUUACUAGUCCAUCACCAAAGCCAUAAAAAUACCCUUAAAACCUUCAAUUAGACUUAGAACCUUUGGAAAUAGUCGUCGUGAGGGUGCAAAGCGUUUCUGAAAAGGGCUAUCAGUAUCAUGACGUGUUUUCAUAUUCAAUCUGCUAACUAUCUGGAGAUUUUGUACAGCUUCAGCUAUUUAUGUGUGAAUUGAACUAGUGAAGACUGUUGCCAUUAAUCUUGUGACCUCCAUACACACUUCCUAAUGUCAAUAAAAUCAUUUAAUAACACGCAAAACUCAAGGCAAAAAUGUGUCCCAGCUACUGAAGGACCUAAUGAGUUUUGUUUAUAUUUGUCUAUGUUAAAAAGUUAUUGGUGUGUGUUGCUGCCUCCUCCUCUUCCUCCUUCUUCCCGGCGUGUGUUGCAGCUGGACACGUAAAGACACUCUGGUGAGACACUCUGGGGAUACUCGUAAACUUUCACUUCCUCUCCAGAACGUAUCAUAACUGUACUAACUUUUUUUUUCCUUGGUUUUAUUGAAAGAUGUUUUUGAUUAUUUUAUCUUCAAAGUUGGAUAGAAAAUGAUGUUUGGUGUAUUUUAUGUAUAUAGUGUCCCUCGCUGCGUCACCAAACAGAUAAGUUAAUUGUCUUUAGUCUUGUUUCCCUUGGCUGUAUUGAAAGAUGAUGGUUUUUACUAUUUUUAUCUUCACAGCUGGACAGAUCAUGUUUGUUGUGUUUUUGUGUAUAUAGUGUAUUGUGUAUUUCGUUUCGUCACCAGAACCUAUCAUGACUUGCCUUUGCUUUGUUUUGUUUUCCAUGGCAAUAUUGAGAGAUGAUUUUUGACUAUUCCAUCUUCAAAGUUGGGUAGAAAACCUUAUUCAGUGUCUUGACUUGUAUAUAGUGUAUUAUGUAUGAUGUUCAGAACUCUCCCUUAUGUGUUUACUAAAGAUGUGUUCCCUUCCACAUUCACAUACAAACUUAUAUUCCAAUGAGGAGUAUUUCGGUGUGUUUUUGUAUAUAAUGUACUAAGAACUCACAAUAAUCUUACCUUUUCUUCUGCUUCUUCAGAAUUGUCUAUAAACUUAAUCCAGAAUGAAAUGAUAAGUGUAUUUUUGUACAGAGUCUAAGAAAGCGUGUAAAUUUAA
Portunus trituberculatus (swimming crab) is the source of this 3638-nucleotide messenger RNA. RefSeq names its product metabotropic glutamate receptor 7-like. NCBI's taxonomy places the organism in Eukaryota, Metazoa, Arthropoda, Malacostraca, Decapoda, Portunidae. Bases 340 to 1761 code for a protein of 473 amino acids. The transcript has 10 exons. Gene Ontology annotation, molecular function: group II metabotropic glutamate receptor activity. Gene Ontology annotation, biological process: G protein-coupled glutamate receptor signaling pathway; regulation of synaptic transmission, glutamatergic. The record is from RefSeq and is a predicted model, not a curated record. Gene Ontology annotation, cellular component: membrane.